Messenger RNA from Leishmania mexicana MHOM/GT/2001/U1103, 435 nucleotides. RefSeq lists its product as hypothetical. The coding region runs from base 1 to 435 and encodes 144 amino acids. The transcript has a single exon. The record is from RefSeq and is a predicted model, not a curated record. NCBI's taxonomy places the organism in Eukaryota, Euglenozoa, Kinetoplastea, Trypanosomatida, Trypanosomatidae.
AUGGGUCAAUCGUUUGAUCUGCUGCGCACGCAUGAUGAGGUGCCAGAUGAUGUCAAGGCAGCCAUUCCGCCCAUUGAGUACACGGCAGCCCCGGAGGAAAGCCGCCCUCACGACCGCGAGCUUUGCGAGGACUGCGGCGAGUACUUUGGGUGGUUCUGCUGGAGUACCAACUGCGACUGGUGCGGUCGCCAGCUGUGCACCCGGUGCUGCCCCAACCAUUACCUCCUCAGGGGAAAUCCCGGAUGCAAAGAUUGCACGCGGAAAGCGUUUCGCAUCCGCCGGCAGGCGAUGCUGGAGGAUCACCUCCAGAACGCUGGACUAAUACUUCAACGCCCACGUGGUAGAGCGGAGGAGGGCGUGCCUAUAUCCGCCGCAUCCCCUGCUUUGGAGAGCGUCGAUGCGCUUUCUCCGUCAAAGGCGCGCACUCCUGCUUAG